Messenger RNA from Ostreococcus lucimarinus CCE9901, 636 nucleotides. RefSeq lists its product with no specific name. NCBI's taxonomy places the organism in Eukaryota, Viridiplantae, Chlorophyta, Mamiellophyceae, Mamiellales, Bathycoccaceae. Bases 1 to 636 code for a protein of 211 amino acids. The record is from RefSeq and is a predicted model, not a curated record. The transcript has a single exon.
AUGCCGACGCGGUUGGUGAGCGCGAGGACGUACGAGAGCGAACCGGCGAGAGGGACGCCGGUGAGCGCGAUUGAGACGCGACCGCGACCGCAGACGAUCGCGCGCGCGCAGGGCGGCGUGUUCGCGUUCGUGUCGCCGAUGUUCGCGGACAUGGAUGAUCCUCAAGUGCGCGCGGUGAUGGAACGGGAGUUCGCGCGCGAGUUGGGGUUGCCCGAGGGCGAACUGCCGGUGGAUUUGGAGCACUUCAUGCUGGCGCGACAGUUGAGUCGCGUGGUGCGUUUGUUCGCGUUGAUCGAUAUGGUGUUGUGCGUGUUGUACGCGCUGAGCGGGGUGAGCGUGAUCGCGGUGUUACUCAUAGGCCCGCUCGCUGGGUUCGUGGGGGCGCGCAUGUACAGUCCAGGGCUCACCGCUUGUUACGUGGCGUUUUGCGUGGCGUCCAUCGUUUGGCGAAUUUUGAAUUUCGUCUUUAUGAAAAAUGUCACCGCGCGCGUGCUGUCGGUGAUCACCAUCAUCUUAGCGACGUACAUCACGCGAUUGGUGAUUCGGUUUUAUCACGUCGUGCGCGUGAUACCGCUCGAGGGACAAAUUUUGCUUCGGCAACUCGACUUCGCGAACUCGGCGGCGCCCGUGGUCUAA